CGCUAGCACUUCAACGGUAGGUGGCGGUCGUUUUCCGGUUGGGUGCAAUUUGCCAUUACAACAGAAUAAGAAGAAGUUGUACGCGGGUGUUGAUGACGUAGGGAGAGGGAAAUCCAAAACAGCUAACGACGUGAAGUUGAAAAGGGACGUUAAACUGAAGAGCCGCAGUAAAGUGAACGACAGUUAAAACGAGAGAAACGUAAGUGAUUGUUUUUUUGAAUCCUGAGUAAACAACAACUUAUUUUGAUCACCGUGUGGUUACCGGACUCACAAAGACAUACAAAAAGUUUCCCUAGCCACAUAAUUUAGCAGGCUAGAACGUUAGCUUGAAGCUUUUAACACGAAAGCUAGCGUCAAAGUUGCUAGCGUUAGAUUUUAACUUAAAUGAAAGCAAAAAGACUGCACACCCAGAGUUAGCCUAAUGAAACUGCGAGUGAUUGUUGUAUGUCUGGUCAAAGUGAGUAUAUAUCUAUUCUCCGCUGAGCAGAAUGCAGAGGGCAUCCCGUUUGAAGCGUGAACUUCAGAUGCUGAACAUCGAGCCACCUCCCGGGAUAACAUGCUGGCAGACCGAGGAGCGGAUAGACGACCUGCGGGCACAGAUAGUGGGCGGAACAGAGACUCCAUAUGAGGGUGGACUCUUCUCCUUAGAGAUCAAGGUUCCAGAGAGGUACCCAUUUGAGCCUCCCAAAAUACGAUUCCUGACCCCUAUCUACCACCCAAACAUUGACAAUUCAGGACGUAUCUGCCAUGAUGCUCUCAAACUCCCACCAAAGGGUGCCUGGAAGCCAUCCCUGAACAUCUCCACAGUCCUCACCUCCAUUCAGCUGCUCAUGGCUGAGCCCAAUCCAGACGACCCACUCAUGGCUGAUAUUUCGUCAGAGUUCAAAUACAACAAACAGCUGUUCAUGGAGAAAGCCAGGAAGUGGACACAAGAACAUGCUGUUCAGAAGAAUACGGGUGUCGUGCAGGGCAACAAAGAAAAUACUCCAGAUCAGAAAGAUUUGUCCCGGAAAAGAGAGGCCUUUGGUGCACAGCAGGAUGCAGAGGAGCCAGCAAAGAGAACCUGCACAUAGUCUCUAUCUCCUUUUAGAGCCACAUGUCUCUCUUCUCCAGAGCCAACUUGCCUUAUACACCUGCCUACAAGUAAAAAGAAUGAUUUUAAGUUUCAAUUUUGUGCCAAUACCUACUUCCAUUUACUAUGGAUGGAAUCCUCUUUUUAAUUCAAAACUAUCUAUGUAUUUAUAGUGUAUGUAUGCAUUUUAUGUUUGUGUUUUGAUAUUAAAGUUUAUUUUGAGCAUUAAUUGACCAUUCAACUUUUUAAAUCUAUUGCAAACAAUUCCUUGACUUCUUUUGUGGUGUAGAAAUAUUUCUCUUUAGUAGCAUGAGAAGAGUGGUUGAUACAGUAUGAAGAUAAUUUUAUUCAGACAUAUGCUUACCAGUUGUAU
Chelmon rostratus (copperband butterflyfish) is the source of this 1445-nucleotide messenger RNA. RefSeq names its product ubiquitin-conjugating enzyme E2T (putative) (gene ube2t). Bases 489 to 1073 code for a protein of 194 amino acids. The transcript has 6 exons. NCBI's taxonomy places the organism in Eukaryota, Metazoa, Chordata, Actinopteri, Chaetodontiformes, Chaetodontidae. The record is from RefSeq and is a predicted model, not a curated record.